Messenger RNA from Chiloscyllium plagiosum (whitespotted bambooshark), 6054 nucleotides. The record is from RefSeq and is a predicted model, not a curated record. NCBI's taxonomy places the organism in Eukaryota, Metazoa, Chordata, Chondrichthyes, Orectolobiformes, Hemiscylliidae.
AUGAUUAAUCAACAACCACCAGAAGAAGGCUUUCCAACACCUUCACAGAACAAGAAACAACUUGAGAGGCCAAUCAAGAAGUGUUCUAAUAUGUUGACCUCAUCGUGUUCCUUGAAAUCUGUCCCUUUUCAAGGCAUAGGACUGAGAAACUAUAGUAAGUGGAGUGUCCCCAGUCUAGCCAGCACUGAAAUCUCAGGAAGGAAGAAGAGCAAAGGAAUCAAAUCAAACUUUUUUGGAAUAGAGGUCUUGGACCAUCUUGAAUGGCUGAACUGGGAGCCGGGGAUAGAAUCCACUAAACAUAUAAUCUUAAAGAAUGUACAGUUCAAAACUCAAAAACUCAAGUACAGACCUCCAACUACUGAAUUCUUCACCACACUGUUCCCACAGUCAGUGGUCUUGGGUGCAGGGACCUCUUACUCUCUGCCAAUCACUUUUUGUGCUCUUGAGCAGAAAAACUAUGAGGAUCGCAUUGUGUUUGAGACAAAAGCUGGGUCAUUUACUAUUCAGCUGCGUGCUUCUCUGCCCUCCCAUGAUCUGGAGAUUCCCGAGUGGCUGUGCAUACCACCAUGUGCAGUCUACGAAAGUUCAGAGGUCGCAUUUUACUUGCAUAACAAUAGUCCGCUUCCCACAAGCUUCCAUUUUGAAGUGCCCAGUCCUUUCUUUAUCGUGCCAUCUGAUGGCAUGCUGCCACCGUGGGAUGACUACAAGGUUAAGGUUCAAUUCCGACCAGAGAUCCCUAACAUAUUUGAUGUGAUUGCUAUCUGCAAGUUCGGAGAUGAUGAAAGUAAGAAAUACUUAAAGCUGGAAGCAAUAGCCAAGUACCCUCAUCUCCUGGUGAGCGCACUAAAUGAACAGUCACAGACAUCCUCACGGGAGGAUACACAGAGCAUCUUAAACUUUGGACACGUUGCUGUUGGCAGCACAGUUAUGAAAUAUUUGGAGAUUCAUAACUUCUCUGUGGUGAACAGUUCAUUUCGAAUCGUGCAUUACCGGCCCCCUGCACCACUCAUGUCGGAAUUUGUUUGUGAGGUCAGUGAGGGCACUGUCCAAGCCAGCAGCAGGUUCCAAGUCCCCAUUAUGUUCACUCCUCAGACUGUUGGUACUCAAAGUGUUGAUUACUUCUACGUGAUGCGGCCCAACAAUAGCUCUACAUCCGUGCUGAAGGCGAUUGGAUCAUGCAAAGGCCCAGUGGUGGCACUUGCACACCUGAAGCUGAAUUUUGGAUGUGUGUUUCUCGGAGAGACAGUGACUUACGUUACCGAAAUCAGUAACACGUCAGAUGUACCAACGUAUUACCACUUUGAAAUUGACUGCAGUCAGAGCGUGUUUGUCAUUGACCGACCAUGCGGCGAGCUGGGAGGGGAGUCAACAGAGAGGCUGAGGGUAACAUUUCGACCCUCGCAUGCCAUAAACUACUACAGAAGAGUAGCUUGCCUUAUUCACCAUCAGGAUCCUUUAUUCCUGGAUCUAAUUGGCACUUGCCACUCAGACCAGUUGACGCCAGCAAUUCUGAAGCCCAGACACAUUGAGUUGUAUCGUACCAACAUGGUGCGUGGACUGACAUUCUACCCACCUGACAUAUUGAGUCUGAUGCUACAGGAGGGCAAACUGCAGCUCGAUGCUGAUGGCACCCUGAUUUUGGUUCCUGAUCAAUGUUGCAUGAUUGUGGAGAAUAACAACAAUGAGGACUGUCCAAAGGCUCCAUUAUUGUUUCCCAAUGUUCCUUCUAUUGUUGAGUAUUUUGAUGAUGGCAUGCAAAAUGAUGUUACCAUGUUUCCACCUCAUGUCUCAGUCAGUGAGAGGAAGUUAGAUUUUGGCAAGUGCCUGGAGCUCAACCAGAUUAACCCUCUUCCUCUUUCAAUGACGAAUCACACAAAAGGCAAGGUCACGGUCCUCUGGACAUCUCCACCAGGGAGCAUCUUCACUGUGGUACCACAAACCAUCGACAUCCCUCCUUUGAAGAGUAUGGCUUUCCGCAUCUAUUUCACUCCUGAUAAGCUGAAUAUGCUAUAUGCGGCUGAACUGGAAUGCUUUGCUUAUUAUAAGGUCAUACGCGAUUACCGUUUAGUAGAUGACAGGACGUUCUGUCCACCAUGGUCCCUCACAGUCAGUGUGCAAGCAAACACAUUCCAGCUGGGACAUGAGCAUUUCGUUCCCAAAUAUGUCCUCAAUUCUUUUGAAGUGGUGUUGCCAGCUGUGAAUGAGAAAGGAACGAUAUACAAGACCAUGCUGCUCAAGAAUACGGGGAACAUGCUCCUCACCUUUUCUGUGGAUGCACAGCAUGAAAGCACCAUCUGUAUCAAACCAGAUGUAGGUUUUGUGCUCCCUCAGACACAUCAGAUAUUGACAGUGCGAGGGACCCCACAGAAUGAGAGGCUUACUGGGCACACAGUGCUACUACAUCUGAAUGCCUCAGAGAAGUUCAAUCAGGAGAUUAAGUUGUAUUCCAUGGUCGAAAAGGCACAAAUAUCUCUGGAUGGAAAUGGAUAUCUGUAUUUUAAGCCAACAUGUAUUGGCACUUUAUCAGAACAACCCUAUCUCAUUAAGAAUGUGUCUCUCAUGCCACUGUACUUUCAGUGGAAGAUAUCAGCAGCUAACUCCAGGGUCUUGUCUGUUGAACCAACCUUUGGGAUCAUUCAGGCCAAUGAAGCAUUGACGCAGGUUUGGUCUUUCUACCCACAAGAACAACGGAAAUAUUUCCUGAAACCUUACCUUUUCAUAUGGGGAGUGAAAGGUCCACACUGCCCAGACCUAGGGAAAAAGAUCCGCCUCACCCUCCGAGUUAUUGGUGAAGGAUCAAAGGGCAGAAUAACGGCUGAGAAAGACCACAUACAUUUGGGAGACAUCCUGAUUGGCAAUAAUAAGUCAGAUGACCUUGUCUUGGUCAAUAAUGAGCCAUGCUCUUUGAACUUUGAACUGAAUGUCAAGCAGGACAUCACUGGACUGUGUGAUCCUGAUGAGGUUGUGAAAGAUCCGAUGGCUUUUAAAGUGAAAUAUCACACUGGCACAAUUCCUGCAAGGUCAAAAGUCUGCUUCCGAUUCACUGUCCGGCCUGUUCGAAGGCUUCGUUACACCUGGACAAUUAGCUCCAAGAUUCUCUCUGCUAAAGUGCUAGAACCUGAUGAAAGUGAGGAGGGAAAACCUUUGUGUCGUGUGACAGCUGAUGGAGUCUAUCCAAUGAUAUUCAUCUCGGAUGCUCGUUGUCUGGGGAGCAUUAAUGGCAUCAGCAAGCAGCAGCUCUGGCGCCUCUUCUCACUGGACACACUCAAUGAGUACCUGCAGCGCGAUCCCACAGAGGGUGAGCUGCUUUACCAAGUGCCAACCAGACACAGCUUGAGUCGAUGUCCCUCAGUGUCUACUCCAGUGAUGGUGGAUUUCAACUUUGGAGCAGCACCCAUCUGUGCAGAUCCAUCCAUUGUCCUGCUCAUGAUUGAGAACAAGGAGAUGACACCUGCUGACUGGGCUUUCCUGUUUCCAAAAGACCAACAACUGGACCUGGAAUACUGGGCUGAGACUGGAGAAUUCAACCCCACUGAGCUGCACGAGAUGAGGAUUGAUGAUAAUCGGCUCUUCACUGUGGAACCAAAAUCUGGAUGCUUGCUUCCUGGACAGCGAGAAACUAUUCAACUAACUUACAGGCAUGAAUAUACUGGCACUGAUCGGAUCCCUGUUGUGCUGAAACUUUCACACGGUCGUGAAAUUAUGUUAAAUUUUAUUGGCAUCACGGUGCCCAAAGAUCACUGCUACAUCCACUUCCUUGUCACUCAUCAUAAGUUUGCACCUGUUUGUAUCAGCACUUCCAACCCACCUAAACAGAUUUAUGAGCUAUACAAUGGAGGCUCGGUGCGAGUUAUAUAUGAUAUUCAGUUGGAUUCUGUGAAAGAUGUUAUCGAGCAGAAUUACAACCAUCCCAUCUUUCAGUGCCUGAACCCACGUGGAGAGAUCCAGCCAGGAAUGACUGCUUACAUUGAAUGGAUUUUCUCACCACUUGAGGCUCAGUCCUACUCGGUAAAUGUGCCCAUCCACAUCCUUGGUGGAGACUCUGCCUUGGUGACAUUCACAGGUAUUGGGUAUGAUGCGCGGGUACUAGGCAGCACUGCCUCUUUCAAUGACCCUUCUUCAUACUUUGGAGCUCCACCUAUUCAACAAGCACCAGUCCUUGGUCAGCUGAUGUUUUUGUCGGAAGAGCGGAUAUCUUUUGGAAAUGUUCCUGUCUUCACAAAAUCAAGCCGUAUGAUCUUCUUGUACAACAUUUCUGAGACAGAAGUUAUUUCAUACAGCUGGUAUGUGAUGUCGGUGCACAUCACUGAGGUGAGAGAGGUAUUGAAUGUUACUCCUAUCUGUGGUGUGCUUCAUCCUGGAGACAGCACACAUUGCAUUGUCACACUAAGAACGCAUAAAGACCCUUGCUUCUAUGACCUGGAUCUAAUCUGUGAGGUUUACUCCAAGCAACAGGUGACACGGUAUCAGAAGGAACUUCAAGACUGGGAGAAAGAGAAGGAACGGCAAGAAGUUGAAUUCACUAUCACAGAAAGAGGUCUGCAGGACAACCAACAGCCAGUAUUCCAAAGAGAGUGUUGCAAAGACACACAAAGAAGUCAUAGGAAGUCACGUAGGGGACCAAGCAUUAUGAAGUACAAGACACUCCCUCCAAUCAAGGAGCCGAAGGAAACAUGGGAAGGUCAACACAGUGAAAAGCCAAUCCCAGGAAUGUGGGCCAAACCAACGCCAGUUAAACCAUUCUUGCUACACCUAGGAGUUACUGCCAGAUCCCAUUCCAUGGAGGAGUAUCACAAGAACUUUCCAACAGAGGUUUCUAAGCACUACAUCUUGAGAAACCUUAUAUCAGAACCACUCUCAACAUCACAAUCUGAAAACAACAGGAAAACAUGUGGAAAAUCGGAUAAUAAUUCAGCUGAUUGCCUCUUGUCUGCCUCAAAAGAAGACUUAAAGCUGGUGACUGACAUCCUGUCAACAGUUCUGAGGUGUCUGCUGGAAGACAUUCACUUUCAGCGUGUACUAAUUGAAGGAACUGCCGAACCCAUCCCCUAUUACAGACAGUUCUGGAGUGAGGAAGGUGAAGAGUUGGCCAUGAAGAAUGUCGAACUUGCAAAAGCUAAGGAUGCAGAUGCUUCUCAUGUUCAUGAAUCCAACAAUAUUCAACCCAUAGAAAUCAAAAAUGAGCAGAUCUCAUCUGUACCAGUGGCUGCUGAUGCUGGUUUUGAACAGGAGCCAGACAGUUCUCAGGCAGCAGAUGCUGAUAUGGAAUUGACACUGACUGUGACAAAGCACAGAGACUCUGUUCAGGAUCAGGAUGUGGACAACAGCCAGCGAAUGGAAGGUGAAGGAGAGGAGAGCUCGACUCUAGCUGACAGCUCAGAUGAUGCUCUGAGCCAGGAACUGGAAAACACCCAACAGACAGAAACUGACGAUGAGUUGGCCUCGAAUAUACCACGGAGUCUCGAUGGCGUUCAGGGCCAGGAACUCGAUGACACGCAACCAACAGAAGCUGAAGAUGAUGUGAACUCGAUGAUGUCAGCAGCUGCUGAUGCAAAUCAGAGUUUGGAGCAGGCUGGUAAUGAAACAGAGGAAGACUGGCUGACCGAGGAAAUGCAAGCGUCAUUGAGUGCCAUUCGCAUGGAAGAGCAGCUUGCACGGAGGCGACGUCUGAAAAGACUCCCAGAAUUCUGUGAUCUCUUGGAAUCCAUUCUGGAGAACACGCUGCAGAACAUAAUGAUAGAAGCCAGCCGUGGGGAGGUUGUCCUUACAGCUCGACCCAGGGUAAUCAGCCUGCCUCCUGUGACAUCCAGAACUACUCUGGACCCUUUUAGCAUUCAAGACAUUUCACUGAGUAAGGAAGAUUUGGAUCACAGCAUCCCCUCGAGUGAACUUUUUGUUGAGGUACAGCGCUCUCACCCAGAGAGUCCUGAAGCACCUUUGAGCAUUGACUAGGACAGUGAACGUCGAUAUUCACAACGGCUUGGAAAUAAGAAAUCAGCAUCAAUUACAGUCAUGAAUGUGUCAACUGUAUCUUAUGGCAAAUUUUCGUUAAAG